UUUUAGUUAGGGAGGUGCAACAUCGAUCUAGUGGAGAUUUAUCAUAUAUAUGUGUGAAUAUAUAUACACGCACAGAUAUAUGCUUGCUUACACACAUCAAACCUAGGAGAAGCUAAUCUACGAAGUUAUUACAAAAGCUCCUAGGUUUCUUUUUUUCUUUUGUUGUUCAUUUAUCUUUUCCUCUAUUUUCUAAGUAUAUCAUUCCUCUAACUUGGAGUAUUAAAAUAUAGAUGCACUAGAGUGAGACAACUUUGGUUAUGUUUCAAGAAAUGUUGUUUAAGUGAUAGUGUAAGAGAUUUUGAAUAUUAUGUGGAAUUUAAAUGACUCGCCUAGUCGGAGAAUGGACGGUGACGAUGAUGAUGAUGAUAAGUCAGAAGACCAAGAAGAAGGGUGUUCAACGCCGAUGAAUCAUGGAAAUGGUUUGGUUGUGGACUACAAGGGUAAACGGGUCGGAUCCAUAUCCAACUCCAGCUCAUCUGCUGUGCUCAUCGAAGAUGGAUCUGAUGAUGAGGACGAUGAUGGUGUGGGGAAGAAAAGAAGCAGCAGAAUUUUCGGGUUUUCGGUGACUGAUGAGCCGGCGGUGGUGACACGGCAGUUUUUCCCGGUGAAUGAAUCGUCGGAAAGUGUGGAGGGUGGUGGUGGUGCAAAUACUGCUGCUGGUUUUCCUCGGGCCCACUGGGUGGGAGUUAAGUUCUGUCACUCGGAACCUGUCGGCAGCGGCGAAAAGGCCGCCGACUUUACGCAUCCGUUGAAGAAGAGUCGCCGUGGGCCCAGGUCAAGAAGCUCCCAGUAUCGUGGUGUUACUUUUUACCGACGAACCGGUCGUUGGGAGUCACAUAUAUGGGAUUGUGGUAAACAAGUUUAUCUAGGUGGAUUCGACACGGCACAUGCGGCUGCACGUGCAUAUGAUAGAGCGGCAAUCAAGUUUAGGGGAGUGGAAGCUGACAUAAACUUUAGUCUGGGAGAUUAUGAAGAUGACUUGAAACAGAUGUGCAAUUUAACCAAAGAAGAAUUUGUGCAUGUACUUCGGAGACAAAGUACUGGGUUCCCUAGAGGAAGCUCUAAGUACAGGGGAGUAACCUUGCAUAAAUGUGGUAGAUGGGAGGCUAGAAUGGGUCAGUUCUUGGGCAAAAAGUAUGUAUAUUUGGGACUCUUUGAUAAUGAAAUUGAAGCAGCCAGGGCUUAUGACAAAGCUGCAAUCAAGUGCAAUGGGAAGGAAGCUGUUACUAACUUUGAUCCUAGUAUUUACCAGAAUGAGCUUAAUCCUACGGAAUCAUCGAGUAGCCAACCAGCGGACCACAAUCUUGAUUUGAGUUUAGGUGGUUCAGCUUCGAAGCAAAGAGAACAUGGAAUUGGCGAUGGAAGAGCAACUAAUCAACAUACUUCCUCAACGCAGUUUGAAUGGAAGGAUCGGGAAAUUAGGCCUAAGCCCAGUAUGCAGCAAGAAUUCAUUCGCAACAAGUUUGAUUCUGGCAGAAGAGAUGGAUUGAAUCAGAUGGAAACAUUGCAGCUUUCAAGCAACACAAACCUUCAGUCUUCGAGCUCAUUCAGACCUAGUGAAAUGCAUAGAUAUGAACAAUUUAUGAAAGCUAGCGAGCCACAGGUGCUUCAAAUGUUUCCCCCUCACCUUGACACACCAAAUUAUCAAAAUCAGUUAACAAGCAGCAGCAAUGGAGGCCGGAAUGGAGGGAAUGAAAGAGGAGAAUCAUAUAUGUAUAACUUGAACCAUGGUCAUCAUCAAUGGCGAACAAGUUCUCCUCAAGUCAUGGCCGCAGCUGCAGCAUCAUCAGGAUUCCCACAAGUUAUGGAAAGACCGAAGAAUUGGCUGCAGAAAAACGGGUUUCAAACUGUAAUGAGACCUUCGUGACCAAGAAAGUAGUUGCUUUUGAAUUAGUAUGAUCUCUUUGAUCGGUAUGAUUAUCAGUCUACCAUGUUAUUUCUAAGCUUAUAAACAUCAGAUCUGUAGAGGUUCACACUGCUCUUGGAGUCCUAAACUGGGUGCUAGGACAUUUAUCAAACUAACAAAUGUUACUCCAUUAGAAUUAUGUA
This is a messenger RNA of Daucus carota subsp. sativus, 2049 nucleotides long. RefSeq names its product floral homeotic protein APETALA 2. Gene Ontology annotation, molecular function: DNA binding; DNA-binding transcription factor activity. The transcript has 10 exons. Gene Ontology annotation, biological process: regulation of DNA-templated transcription. The coding region runs from base 308 to 1867 and encodes 519 amino acids. Lineage: Eukaryota; Viridiplantae; Streptophyta; Magnoliopsida; Apiales; Apiaceae. The record is from RefSeq and is a predicted model, not a curated record.